This is a messenger RNA of Nematocida ausubeli, 768 nucleotides long. RefSeq lists its product as uncharacterized. The transcript has a single exon. The coding region runs from base 1 to 768 and encodes 255 amino acids. The record is from RefSeq and is a predicted model, not a curated record. NCBI's taxonomy places the organism in Eukaryota, Fungi, Microsporidia.
AUGCACUUUUCCGGAGCUCUUAUUGCGCUGGACACCAACGUUCUGAUGGGCAAGCUUCCCGUCAUUAAAAGCCUCUGCUUUUUGAUAGAAGACAUAAAUAUGGGCCUGUUCUUGCCGUGCACGGUGAUGAGGGAGCUAGACUGUCUGAAGGUAAAAAAACCCAGUGCCAGAGCGGCGAUUCUCUUCAUAGAGCAGGAAAAUGCAAGAGAGAACUGCAAAAUAUUUAUAGAGCACGCUGUCACAGAAAAAGGAAGCACAAACGACGACUCAAUAGUGUUUUCCUGCCAGAAGAACAAUAUAUCUCUGCUUAUCUCUGACGACACUGCGCUUCGUCUAAAGGCAAACAACGCAGGGCAUGGCCUGCACUCAAUUUCUGUUGAGAACAAGACAGCCAAAGAGCUAUUGCUGGAAAUAACGCAGCUUUUCCAAAUGCACUUCAUGGAGUGCGAGAUGAAAGACGACUUUGUGGGGACUGCAAAGAAGGUCACUGUGCAGAUUGCAUUCACCAUAUACCACCGGCGGAUACUUCCCAUUGUGGAGAGGGAGCUGGGUGCUGACAUGGUGCACUUUUACGUUCCAUCUGAUAUAGACUGCUCUCUUUCCUCUCUUCUGAGGUAUGUAGGAAAGAACAACCACCAUUUGUUUGGUCGGUACUUUUCCAAAUCCUCACUUUCAAUAAUGUCAAAACUGUCCUCUAAGAAGGUGGACGAGGACGACUUAAGAACGAUCCUAUCGCUUUUUAAUGUUUCGUUCUCUGAUAUGUUUUAA